CGCGGACUACAUUUCCCGGCAGCCCCCGCGGAGCCCAAGAUGGCGGCGGCGAGCGGCCCCGGGGCGCGGGAGCUGUUCGCUGAGGGGCUCCUGCAGUUCCUGAGGCCCGCCGUGCGACAGCUCGACCGCCACGUCCACAGCGUCAGGGAGAGCCAGGUGGAGCUGCGGGAACACAUCGACAGCUUGGCCACAGAGCUUUGCCGCAUCAACGAGGACCAGAAAGUGGCGCUGGACCUCGAUCCCUACGUGAAGAAGCUGCUGAACGCCCGGCGGCGCGUGGUGCUGGUCAACAACAUCCUGCAGAACGCUCAGGAGCGGCUGCGGAGGCUGAACCACAGCGUGGCCAAGGAGACGGUGCGGAGGAGGGCGAUGCUGGAGGCCGGGGGCUACCAGCCCAAGUGACCAAGUGACCAGCCAGGGGAACAGGUAUCCCCRUUUAUCCCAGCUCAGGAACUGGGGGGGAUGGCCCCCCAUCACCUGCAGCCACGGGAACCCCRAGUCGCGUUCCCAGAUUUGUGGGUGCUGGAAUAAAAGUGACCGAGAGUC
Messenger RNA from Malurus melanocephalus (red-backed fairy wren), 546 nucleotides. It is a transcript of the gene SNAPIN, whose product is annotated as SNAP associated protein. NCBI's taxonomy places the organism in Eukaryota, Metazoa, Chordata, Aves, Passeriformes, Maluridae. Bases 40 to 402 code for a protein of 120 amino acids. The record is from RefSeq and is a predicted model, not a curated record. Gene Ontology annotation, molecular function: SNARE binding. Gene Ontology annotation, cellular component: BLOC-1 complex; synaptic vesicle; BORC complex. The transcript has 4 exons. Gene Ontology annotation, biological process: lysosome organization; lysosome localization; regulation of synaptic vesicle exocytosis.